Messenger RNA from Aethalodelphis obliquidens (Pacific white-sided dolphin), 3093 nucleotides. It is a transcript of the gene WDR36, whose product is annotated as WD repeat domain 36. The record is from RefSeq and is a predicted model, not a curated record. The transcript is spliced from 23 exons. NCBI's taxonomy places the organism in Eukaryota, Metazoa, Chordata, Mammalia, Artiodactyla, Delphinidae. Gene Ontology annotation, molecular function: protein binding. Gene Ontology annotation, biological process: rRNA processing. Gene Ontology annotation, cellular component: small-subunit processome; Pwp2p-containing subcomplex of 90S preribosome. The coding region runs from base 220 to 2907 and encodes 895 amino acids.
AGACUGUGGACGGCGGAACUGAAGUCGCGCCUCCCCUUCGAGCUCCGCAGGGAGCUCUUUUUCAAAUGCACUGAGGACAGUCUCCGCUCACGCGAUUGGCAGCGGGGACCGGAAGCGCUUGGGAACCCGGCAAAGGAUUGUGCCACGAGACGCGCAGAGAGCCUGGGUGCGCGGUUUCCACUGGGACUGGAGCCCAGAGGAAACCCCACCGCGGAAGCAAUGGAGCGGAGCGCAGGAGACCGCACUGCUAGCGCCCUUUUCGCGGGGUUCCGGGCUUUGGGGCUUUUCAGCAACGACAUUCCACACGUGGUGCGGUUCAGUGCGCUGAAGCGCCGAUUCUAUGUGACGACGUGCGUGGGCAAAAGCUUCCACACCUAUGACGUUCAGAAACUUAGUCUGGUUGCAGUAAGUAACUCCCUUCCACAGGAUAUCUGUUGUAUGGCAGCUGAUGGGAGGCUAGUCUUUGCUGCUUAUGGGAAUGUUUUCUCUGCCUUUGCCCGUAAUAAAGAGGUAGUACAUACCUUUAAGGGUCAUAAGGCAGAAAUCCAUCUUUUGCAACCCUUUGGGGAUCACGUUAUUUCUGUUGAUACUGACGGUAUUCUUAUUAUUUGGCACAUAUAUUCAGAAGAAGAAUAUCUGCAGUUGUCUUUUGAUAAAUCAGUGUUUAAAAUUUCUGCAAUUUUGCAUCCGAGUACCUACUUGAAUAAAAUACUUCUUGGCAGUGAACAAGGAAGCCUCCAGUUGUGGAAUGUAAAAUCCAAUAAACUUCUGUAUACAUUUGCGGGAUGGAAAGUUGGAGUGACAGCGCUUCAGCAGGCACCAGCUGUGGAUGUUGUUGCCGUUGGUCUUAUGUCGGGUCAGAUUAUCAUUCACAACAUUAAGUUUGAUGAAACAUUAAUGAAGUUUCGUCAAGACUGGGGACCUAUUACUUCGAUUUCAUUUCGCACAGAUGGUCAUCCAGUAAUGGCAGCUGGAAGCCCAUGUGGCCAUAUUGGACUCUGGGAUCUAGAAGACAAAAAGUUAAUCAAUCAAAUGAGAAAUGCACAUUCUACAGCAAUUGCCGGACUGACAUUUCUCCAUAGAGAACCACUUCUUGUCACAAAUGGUGCUGACAAUGCUCUCAGGAUAUGGAUAUUUGAUGGUCCCACAGGUGAAGGCCGGCUUUUGAGAUUCAGAAUGGGACAUAGUGCUCCUCUUACCAAAAUAAGAUAUUAUGGACAAAACGGACAACAAAUUCUUAGCGCAAGUCAGGAUGGAACUCUUCAGUCAUUUUCCACAAUACAUGAAAAAUUUAACAAGAGCUUGGGACAUGGAUUAAUAAAUAAAAAGAGAGUCAAACGUAAAGGACUUCAGAAUACCAUGUCAGUGAGACUUCCACCCAUCACAAAGUUUGCAGCUGAGGAAGCUCGUGAAAGUGACUGGGAUGGUAUCAUUGCUUGCCAUCAAGGUAAGCUAUCUUGCUCAACCUGGAACUAUCAAAGAUCUACAAUAGGUGCUUACUUUCUCAAGCCAAAAGAGCUGAAGAAAGAUGACAUAACUGCAACAGCAGUGGAUAUAACUUCUUGUGGAAACUUUGCUGUGAUUGGUCUCUCAUCAGGAACUGUAGAUGUAUAUAACAUGCAGUCGGGUAUACACCGAGGAAGUUUUGGCAAGGAUCAAGCCCAUAAAGGAUCUGUUAGAGGUGUUGCAGUGGAUGGAUUAAACCAGUUGACAAUUACAACUGGUAGUGAAGGAGUACUCAAGUUCUGGAACUUUAAAAACAAAGUUUUAAUUCAUUCUAUGAGCCUUGAUUCAUCUCCAAAUAUGAUGCUGCUACAUAGAGACAGUGGCAUUCUGGGACUCGCCUUGGACGACUUCUCCAUUACUGUUUUGGACAUAGAAACUAGGAAGAUUGUCAGAGAGUUUUCUGGACACCAAGGCCAAAUAAAUGACAUGGCUUUCAGUCCUGAUGGUCGUUGGUUAAUAAGUGCUUCAAUGGAUUGCUCUAUUAGAACUUGGGACCUUCCAUCUGGAUGCCUUAUAGACAGCUUUUUGUUGGACUCAGCUCCUCUUAAUGUUACUAUGUCCCCUACUGGAGACUUCCUGGCCACUUCCCACGUAGACCACCUUGGAAUUUAUCUAUGGUCCAAUAUUUCCCUGUAUUCAGUUGUUUCAUUACGGCCACUUCCCACAGAUUAUGUUCCUUCAGUAGUGAUGCUUCCUGGUACUUGUCAAACCCAAGAUGUAGAAUUAUUAGAAGAAACCACAGAACCAAGUGAUGAAAUGAUAGAGUAUGACUCCCCAGAACAGUUGAAUGAGCAGCUGGUGACUCUGUCACUCCUUCCUGAAUCCCGGUGGAAAAAUCUUCUAAAUCUUGAUGUUAUUAAGAAAAAGAAUAAACCAAAGGAACCACCGAAAGUACCCAAAUCAGCACCGUUUUUUAUUCCAACAGUUCCUGGCCUUGUACCCAGGUAUGCUGCACCUGAACAAAAUAGUGAUCCUCAACAGUCUAAAGUGGUAAAUCUUGGAAUUUUGGCUCAAAAAUCAGAUUUCUGCUUGAAACUUGAGGAAGGACUGGUAAAUAAUAAAUAUGAAGCUGCUCUUAACCUUCUGAAAGAAUUAGGCCCGUCAGGAAUUGAAACAGAGCUGCGAAGUUUGUCUCCUGAUUGUGGUGGUUCUGUAGAAGUUAUGAAGAGCUUCUUGAAAAUGAUCAGGAUGAUGUUGGACAAAAAGCGUGACUUUGAGUUAGCCCAGGCAUACCUUGCGUUGUUUUUAAAGUUACACCUUAAAAUGCUUCCUUCAGAGCCAGUACUUCUAGAGGAAAUGACUAAGUUGUCAUCACAGUUGGAAGAAAACUGGAUCCAUUUACAAUCACUCUUCAAUCAAAGCAUGUGUGUUUUAAAUUACAUUAAAAGUGCUUUGUUGUAAAAAUACACUUAGGUGACUAAAUAAAGACUUUUAUAUUAAAGAGAUUGAGUUUAACUUACAACCUUGUUUUCCAAGUGUCAAUGUGAAAAGAAAAUAAAUGCCAGCACUACCAACUAGUCCGUCAUUCUCCACUUUAAAUGCUGAAUACUUUCUUGAAAUAAAAGUAUACCUACUUUUUGUUUUAAA